GCAACGAACAAAUGGGGUACGGAUCUGUGGAGUUGGUACAUCAGAGCUACUAAAAAGGAUCUCCAGCGCUCCUCAGAUAGAACAGCAAUUGAUCUCAGAAACAGUGCAACGAGGUGUUGGUGCUUUGUGCCAGUCUCUCACCGAUCGGAUGCCAAAGGUCCAAUGGAAUGCUGUAGCAAGUAUGCGACAAAUCUUAAAUGUGAUCAUUGAUAGUCCAUCAAUUUUGUCAUCAAACGUACUUGAAAAGAUCACGAGUGAUUUAUGUGCUUGUCUUAAAAGAAGUGAAUCAUAUAAAGUUAGGAUCCAGAUCAGUUUAAGUCUUCAACUAACUCCAGAUUUAGAUGUAUCGAUGUUUGAUGUUGUGAGGGAAAGUCUUGAAAAACUUGAUGUGGAUUUGAAGUCGGGAAAUAUAGUUAAGAAAGAGUUGGAUCAUGCUCAGCAACUUCAUUCAGAGUUAACAAAAGUUUUGGAUCGUGAUACUAAAGUUACGGUGUCUGAGUGUUGAAAUCGAGUGGUAUGGUUUCAGAAGAUCAUCCUCUUUGGGUAGGCAAACACUUUCUUGCAAUGAGACAAAAUGUCCUUGACUUUAUAGAUUUUCGGAACACAAAAUUUGUUACAAUCAAUUUGAAUACAAAAUACAAUUUCAUUCAACUUUGUAUCAUCAUGGAGUCAAGAUAAAAGGAUGAUAAAC
Molecule: messenger RNA, 691 nt
Organism: Melampsora larici-populina 98AG31
Lineage: Eukaryota; Fungi; Basidiomycota; Pucciniomycetes; Pucciniales; Melampsoraceae
Exons: 4
Coding region: 149-505 (118 amino acids)
Source: RefSeq, a predicted model, not a curated record